Messenger RNA from Amblyraja radiata (thorny skate), 9363 nucleotides. Its product is annotated as striatin-3. Bases 9 to 2213 code for a protein of 734 amino acids. Gene Ontology annotation, cellular component: dendrite. Lineage: Eukaryota; Metazoa; Chordata; Chondrichthyes; Rajiformes; Rajidae. Gene Ontology annotation, molecular function: armadillo repeat domain binding; protein phosphatase 2A binding; protein-containing complex binding. The transcript is spliced from 18 exons. The record is from RefSeq and is a predicted model, not a curated record.
CAGCGGCGAUGGCGGCGGCAGCGGCGACGGACGGACAGGCAGCGGGCGCCAUGGCUUCAACGGGCGCCAACUCUGGCUGUCCCGCCACGGCGGCGCUGGACAAAAUCCCCUCAGACAACGCGGCCGAGCCGGACGCCUACACGGUGCCGGGGAUUCUCCACUAUAUCCAGCACGAGUGGGCGCGAUUCGAGAUGGAGAAAGCGCGAUGGGAAGCGGAAAAAGCCGAGCUGCAAGCACGAGUAGCCUUUCUCCAAGGAGAGAGAAAAGGUCAGGAGAAUCUCAAGAAGGAUCUAGUCCGGAGAAUUAAGAUGCUGGAAUAUGCCUUAAAACAAGAAAGGACAAAGUACCAUAAGCUGAAGUAUGGAACUGAACCAGUUCAAGGUGACACAAAGCCAGAAACGUCUGAAUCGGUUAUCAAUAAUGGCCCUGAUGUAUCAACAUUAGAACAGAACUGUCCAUCAUCGUGGAAAGAAGGACGCCAGCUAUUAAGACAAUAUUUACAGGAGGUCGGUUAUACAGACACUAUCUUGGACGUGCGAACAAAGAGGGUUCGGUCCAUGUUGGGCCAUUCCAGUCCUGAACACAACGUAGCAGCAGAGUCCAACAGCAUGGGACAGAUUCUCAAUGGUGGUGACUCUCCAUUAGUUAAACAGAUAGAAGAACAGAUUAAGCGAAAUGCAGGCAAUGAGUCUCGGGAUGGGUUAAGAAAGUCGAUGCUGGAGAAGAUGCCUUUCUUGCGGAAUGUGGAUGAUGAUAGUGAUGAGGAUGAUGAUGAAUUGGACGGCAUUCCAUCAGAGCUCUCUGUCACGCAGAGACUAAGUAAGAAACAAAGGAUAGGCUCUGAAAUGACCGCUGUUGAUUCGGGCAUGGACUGCGAGACGGUGGAUGCUCUGAGUGAAUUUCACUUCUUGGACACUGAAGAGGAUGAAGAAAGGACUGAAGAUUCGAGGCACUCAGGGGAUGGGAAAGAACUAGGAAACCACCGGUCCAAACUUCAGGAAGCGCUGACUGAUUUCACAGACAUUGACGGCUUGCCUUCCAUUCCAUCUGGGGUGAUGGGCCAUCCCAAGCCAAAUGAAGCUGCUCCUAUUGCAUUCCCCCCACAUGCAAGCAAACAAUUUACACUUGGAGCGGAUACUGUUGGAGACAGUGAGAUGAGCUUGGGUGAGCUGGCAGGCCUGACUGUCACUAAUGACAAUGAUAUGUCUGACAGUAAGGAUGCCUUCAGGAAGACCUGGAAUCCUAAAUAUACGCUGCGGAGUCAUUUUGAUGGGAUCCGAGCACUGGCGUUUCACCCGGAAGAGCCAGUGCUUGUCACUGCAUCAGAGGAUCGCACACUCAAGCUGUGGAACCUGCAGAAAACAGUCCCUGCCAAAAAGAGUACUGCAUUGGAUGUGGAGCCAAUUUACACGUUCAGGGGCCACGUAGACCCAGUGUUAGCGAUAGCUGUUAGUUCUAAAGGAGACCAAUGCUUCAGUGGAGGGCUUGAUGGCACAAUCUGCUGCUGGAACAUUCCAAGUUUGAACACUGACCCGUAUGAUACUUACGAUGACAGCAGUUUAUCCAGAACACUAAAUGGUCAUACAGAUGCGAUUUGGGGGCUUGCGUUUACUAUCCUGAAGAAUCGCCUGAUUUCAUGUUCAGCAGAUGGAACUGUCAGACUGUGGGAUGCAGCUGUGAAUCCAGCUUGUGUUGGUACAUACAAUAGAGAAAAGGAAAAUGGGAUUCCUACGUCGGUUGCCUUCCUGAAUGACCCUGCACAUGCUGUGACCUCCUUCACCAGCGGGGAUGUGGUCAUCUACGAUUUGGAGACAACGCAGCCAGUGAUCCACCUGGACUCCACAACAUCUGACAGUGCUGCUAAUCAGAUUAACCGGAUUGUUUCCCAUCCCAAACUGCCAGUCACCAUCACUGCACACGAUGACAGAUGUAUUCGCUUUUUUGAUAACAAAACAGGGAAAAUGAUCCAUUCAAUGGUGGCUCACUUGGAUGCCGUCACUUCUCUUGCAGUAGAUCCCAAUGGAGUUUUCCUGAUGUCUGGAAGCCAUGACUGCUCGAUACGUCUCUGGAACCUAGACAAUAAGACCUGCGUUCAGGAAAUUACGGCACACCGGAAGAAGUAUGAUGAAGCAAUCCACGAUGUCACCUUCCACCCAAGCAAAGCGUACAUUGCUAGCGCUGGAGCAGACGCCCUCGCUAAAGUGUUUGUAUGACAGACCUUAGCCUCCCUGGUCUCAUUCCUCUGAGCAGACUGGUUUCUGCUCAUCUACAAGGGUUGAUCCCACGUUUCUCUUCGAAUGGUUGCCUUGAAUUGGUGAAUGAAGAUGAUUUGCCUCCAGCCUUUAAAUUCACAGUCCUGGGUUGUGCCCUAUCCACUCUUUUCUCAACUAAGCUCAGGGUUUGCGUUUAAACCUUUUCUGGGCUUAUGUUCACGGAACUUUCUAUAGAACAUGUAAAAGUUUAAAACUUUUAGAAAGAAAAAUGGUAAAUUUUGUAUGGGUAGCCACUAGUGGGCUGUGUGAAAUUAGUAGCAAGUAUAGCAGAGGUCUGGGUCAAACCAUAAAAAAAGGUGCAAGACGAGGUUUUGUGCUUUGCUAAAUUAUUUUUUUAAACAGUUGGACUACUUUUUUAAUACAGCCUGGUACCUCGAUAGUUAUUUUCCUUUCCCCAGACAGUUUUCCAUUAAGUACCAAUAUAUCAUUGACACAGAGAAUAUCUUUAUUUUUCUCUGCCCUCUUCACAAAUUCUGGGAAUUCUGUGAGGGCAUACCCAGGAGAGGACCAUUGUCCCCUGCCAUGGGCAUACAAGAAUACAAAGGUAGUAGUGUACAACCUGGGUGGUUUGUGACCACCCAUCCCCUCAUCUGAGGAUCACUUAGUCCGACGGUCUUGAAUGUACUCUGUUAACACAAUGGGGUAGAUUUUGCUAAAUAAUGUUCCUGUUUGUCUGUCUCUGAGCAUUUAAUUGUAAAGCAAGUAUUUCUGAUUUACCGUGUUCCAUACCAUUUCAGCUCGCUCUGUUAACGAAUCCUUUGAAGACUAAAAGCUCUGCACUUGUUUAGCGCUUCCCCAUUACUCAGGCCAUUAAUAUCUCGCCUUGUGGCUCUUUUUGGCAUUGUCCCCAUGCUUGAAUGUCUUGUUUAAUGCUGCCGAGAGCAAUUUAGCCAUGACUACUUCUGAUCUUAGCACAGUUCAGCAUCCUUUUGGUUUGUUGAUUACUUCUCUGCCUUGGUUAAGUGUGUUUAAGUUGGCAAACUCUGCAGAGAUCAGAGAUUAAGCCUGUGACCAAGUUGUUCUGCAUGUCCCAGCAAGGAGUAAUUUAACAUCUGAAGUCUUAAUGAUGGAUUCUAGUUCUCUUAAUAGGGAAAAUUCCUAUGAUGGCUAACAUCACUUAAGUUGUGGCAAUAAGGAAGUAUUGGUAACCAGCAUGGGAAUUUUGUUUGCACAGAUUUGUCGUUAAAUUACUAACUUAAGCACAAAGGUGUUUCUUUAUGGAGCAAAUAAUUUCCAGCUGUUGUACUAACAUGAAAAUAAUGAGAUAAACAGAUAGCUUUUAUCAUUUUUCAUGUCCCGCAAAUUAUACCAGGAGUUAGUUUAGUUUAGAGAUACAGCGCUUCGCCAUGUCCGCGCCGACCAGCGAUCCACGCACAUUAACACUAUCCUACACCCACCAGGGACAAUUUUUACAUUUACCAAGCCUAUUAACCUACAAACCUGUACGUCUUUGCAGGCAUCACUACCAAGGCUUGCUCAAGAGAUGUGGCCAUUUACCAAGAGUGGCGUAGACCUCAGCAUUCCAAUGAGCAAGAGAAAUGGCACACAGGAGCCUGGCAUUGGGGAUAACCCCUCAGAAAAAUAAUGUAAAAAAUGACACGACAGUGUAUGUGCACGAUUCUGGAUUUAAACAAAUGAAAUUUGCUGUGGAGCAUCUCCAAAGAUCUUGCAGGCACAGUGGGAACCCUCCGUGGAAUAAUGGUGUUAAUAUAACGUCUGCCGCAGUGUGGUGAGUGUUAUGCAGAAAAUUUGACCGACUCUCCACCCAAUGGGGCUUUCAUUUCAGUGAGAAAAUUGUUACACUGAAAUCCUUAUAUAAGCGAAGUGCAAGCAAGGAAAUGCCUGCCACAAUGUCUUUACAGGUCAUGGGCACCGCAUGCUGUGCUGCUUCUUCAGAUUUCAGCUUGCAAUGAUAUUGUCCGCAAAAUGUGACACAGCACUGCUUUAAAAAUAGAGCUUGAUUCUCCAAUUACCAGCACUUCAGCAAUCUGGAGCAAUUUCUGACCAUUCCCUUUAUAUUUUUGCAUAUCUCGAUCAUUAUUUUUUCGGCUUAGACUAGUCACGUUGCCACUGAUGUCUUUCACUCAGAAUGCAGGUUUAAGCCCAGCUGUUUGAAUCUAGCGUUCUUGAUAGAAACACACAAAAAAAAAAUUCUGGCCAGCUUGGGCCAAUUCAAUGUUAAGUCACUCAGAAGAGCUUCCAGAACACUUGUUCCAUCUUGCUUUCUCUCUUCAGGAACCCCAUAUGUCCAUUUCUUCAAGGGAUUCACUUUCACUCUCUGCCUUUCUAGCACCCCCAUGGCAAACAACGAAACAUUUCCUAUUUGUUCGUGACAUAAGAAAUGCCAACUUCACUUCCAUAAGGCAUGCUGUUGUGGAUAUAAUUAUGAAAAUGCAAAGGACUAAGUCCAGAGACUUAAACGCAAAUCUUACCACGACCGCUGAGGAUUCUGGAAUGUUAAAACAAUUCAUAAAAGUAAUUGUAACCAUAGAAGCUACUGGAUUAUAACAAUCUGAUUCUUCAAUCUUUAUUUCAGCACAUCUGAUUCACUAAAAUUCUUCAAGGAAAGAAAUUGUUUCCUGAUCUGGCCCUACCUCCCUAACUGCCGUUAACAUUGACAGCAAGCAAAUCACAUAUACCGAACUAAUCUCAAUUUAAUAAGAUAGUUGACCAUGAUACACUUGGUUACAACUGUCGAUACACAUUUGCCCUUCACCUCCCCAUAUUCUAAGAAUAUUUACACAUUCGGUGGGUGAGGAAGUGAGGUUGUUAAUAGCUCAAUAUCUCGUCAGCAUGACUGUGGGUCAUUGAACAGAAAUACCAGGACCGUGAUUCCUGAUCCAAGUCUGACAAACCAUUUUGUGCUGGGGUUGAGAGACUAGGUGCUUCUAAUUCCAAUGCUCUUCCGCAGUGAAAUAGCCUGCCAACACUCGCUUUGCAGGCUUACACGUGGGUGACGGCUGCUAGUGGAACUCUUACCUCAAUAUGAGCAUGCCUUCAGAAGAGGAGGGAAAAGGGAAAGAAAAUACUUUGAAUUGCACUGGGUAAAUAAUGGCAACAUUUUCUUCAUGCCUUAUUAAUAUCUUUAUACAUAACAAAUCACGUAGUUAAAUAACAAGUUCAAUGCUUCAGUCAACUGUUUCAAGAAGAAUAUAUUAAUUGAGCAUCAUGCAUUCAUAUAACACCAACCCAUAGCUAGUAAGUUUUUAAAAUCGGUGAUUCCUACAUGAGAUAUGAUAACCAAUGUUUAAUAGCGAGUACUAUUGUGAAUGUAAAUACACAGGGACAGUAACACCAAGAGGCAUCCUCUCGUGUUUUAAUUGCCAAUGGCUUUCUUGGGCUUAGACGGUAAUAGAUUAUGUGGUAUCCAAUUGGGAUUAUUAUUUUAUUUGUACGGUUAAUACCUUGUCUUCCUCUGAAUCUCUAUUUGUAGCGGAACCCUAUCGGCUGGGAAUGUUCUCGUUUUAAUCCCCAGUCAAUGCAGAUCGCUGCAGUUGUGGGUACAGCUGGUUUUAUUACCCAUCCACUUGCAGGGACCAGACGAGAAUGUGUGGACCUCAAAUGAAUGCCGGUCCAAGUGAGAUGUUUGUGUGUAUUGAAUGAAUAUAGAUCGUAGGGUGAGUAGGGAACAUUGGGUGAAGCUGUUCAAAGGGAGGGCAGGGUUAGUGGAAAAUGUUCUAAUCAAGAUGAUUGCAGUUCGAGUGGUUAGGGAUAGAGGUUUGUGAGGAUGUGAAGAAUGCAGUUUAGAAGGAGAGUGGGAGUUACUUGGUCAUGCAUGGGCUUUGAAUGCUAUGCUGGCUUGAUUGUGAGGUACCGCACAUCGAUGACUUGUGCAUCUUGUAAAUCAGCAACCAAGCUGCAUUAAAAUACUAUAACUGCAAUCCCGGCAUUAGCCUACAAAAGUAUUUAGUACAUUCUGGUUUAGUGGUGAAGUGAUAUCGUGAGGCAUGCAAAUGAAGAGGUUGGACACACAAAAACUGGAGUAACUCAGCGGGUCAGGCAGCAUCUCUGGAGAAAAGGAAUCGGGUCGAAACCCUUCUUCAGACUGAGAGUCGGGGGGAAACGGGAACGGAAGAUAUGGGCGACACAUUGAGCAAAUGAAAGAAAGAUGUGCAAAAAAGGGACGGUGGAGCCCACAGUGGUCCAUUCAAGAAGAGGUUCUUGUGCUCAGUCCUUUUAUCUCAGUUAUCCAUUUGGGCUUCUGCAAUGGAUCUCCACUUGGCAUUAGGAUUCCCUUUAGCUGAUUCCAGCUGAGGAAAGCACUCGUGAACUUAGGGGAAAACAUGAUCAGCCUUGCUAUGAUGUACACCAUUGGCUUUCCCUUCACAGUCAAAUGUCCAGGCCCUGCUUGUCGGAAAGAUACCGAGUAUCUACUUGUAGUCAUGGCAUAGUAAUCUUCAAGAACAAAGUAUUUGGGCAGCAGGAACGCAUUAAGAGUAUUUUAUUAUAUUGCAAGCUAAGCAAAAUGAGCAAGUGUAGCCAUCCAGUUAUUUAUAUAAAUGUGAACAAAACGCAUCAAGAUGAUAUUACCUUUUGUCUAUUUCCGGACUAACAUUUCCUUCAUGAGGCAUUUAACAAAUAUAAUCGAGCCAUGUAGCAACCUAGGAAGCAAAAAACUUACAUAACAGAUACAGUUCAAAGUUUAAAUAUAUUUCAGAUCAUUUAUGUUGUAAUGGGUGUGCUAAGAACCGUUCUAUUACAUUCAGUACUGAAUUCUGUACAACGGGAAUGUCUAUAAAGCUUUUGGGCUUCAGGGGAUGUUUUGGGUGAUUCCUUCACGCUGGAGAAUUCUUUGCUUUUACCUCAAUGAGUUGCUGCUACCUAUUUAGGAUUUGCCUGUCAGUUGGCAAGAACCAACUUCUCAAACCUCCAGUUCCACACGAUCCAAGCAAGGUAAACUGGCAAACAACACGUGCAAACAAGCCUAAAUUGCCUGGGCCUCGUGAACCUUGCUUUGGACAUUCCUACUGUACAGUCACACGCCUUCAGCUUAAAACCUGAACUUUUUACAACUCAAUAUUGCAACUAAAUUCCCCUCGACAAUAUACCUGAACAUUGGCCGCUGUCAGUUUUCCUUCCGUUUUUGUUUUGUUUUAACUGAUAGUCUGUGUAUUGAGAACUGAAUGUUGGAGCAUUGUUGAGUGUGGACUCUUCAUCCAAAUGUGCAUAUGGAAGGAGAUUUAUUUUUAACACUCACGAGUCUGGCAUUAUCUUCCAUGUGCGCAGGGUUAGGUUAAUAUUACAAGCAGCCAAGGUCACAACUCCAGAAUCUCUGGUCACAAGUGUGUUUUGUUUGCAAGCAGGAUAUUCUAGAUUGCCUUGGACUUUUGAAAAGAGAAUGAAAUGUUGAACACUUAACUCUAGGGGUUAAGGAUUCGAUUUAUAUUUUUAAUCCUGAUAAUUUAUUACCUGUAUUAUUACCAGAUUUCUCUUGACGAUGAGCUGGGUUUCAUACGUUUCGUAACAGCCAUCAAUGAAAUCUCAAAUAAUGGCUCAGAAAAGAAAAGGAACUAGUUGGUAAAUUUCUUGAUUUUUUUUUUUUUUUUUCCCCCACCAAAAAAAAUUCAGUCCGCAUUAGUAAAAACAGUAGUCGCCAACAAUCUAUCAAUGCAGUUUGGGUGCCAGGUUCUCAAAAAUCACACUCAUCAUUUUAUUAUAACUGAAAUCUGAGCCCUGGUCACGAUCCAGGGAGGUCAUUGUAAAUGUCCACCUUCUCGACUCCCCUUGUUUUUGAAUGGACCCAUUAAGUGACCGUUUUUGGGGGGGUUUUUGUCGAUGAUAUUGGUGCCAUCCUCCUUAAAGCAUCUGAGUAUUGUGCGAGGAACCUCAUUUUAUAAAGAUCCGAGGUGCAAACUUUUCAGGAUUGAACCCGUGUUGCUUGCCCCUUCUCAAAUCUUCCUUCGUACUGCCAGGCAGCCUGCGGUAAACAAGUAAUAACUGGCACAAACACCCUUUGUGGAUCAGUACUACCCCGAAUUACCGCCUGCCCUAAUUUUUGCUUUGGGCGUAAGAUGUGCCAUCAACAAUGGGCACUUGUCUACAGUCACCUAUCUGGCUGAAGCAUAAAUACGAACUUCCAGUGUAUAUUUUUUAUUGGUACUCGGUACCAUGGUCCCUGUUCUGCACCUAAACAUGUACUGGUUAAAAAAAAAAAUGUCCUGUGAUUACUUAAAUGGUGGCCGGCAUGAAUGUGGUGGAAAGAAUUUUGUUCAGUGAUUGAUAUUGGUUGCAUGCAGUCCAAAGUGCUCUUGUUGCAAAUCAUUCAAAUUUUUUUAAUGAAGUCCCAUACGUUCCGUCCAAAUAACAGGGGAUCUAGUCCAAUUCUCCACACUGCAGGUAAUUGCAAGAAUAGUCGAUGUACUCUUUCCCUUUCUCCAAAAUCAGAUGGGCUUGGUUUUGGAACAAUGAGAAUCUAUCAUUAUUCAGGUGAGUUUAGUUAUGAAACAGCACCCACGGAUUUUAUUUUUUUUAAAUUCCUGAAUCUGCAACAUUAAAGUUGGGAGCGAUGUUCAGAUAUUUUAUUGUAACGUUCUUAGUUUUGCGGUAAAACUGUUUGACAGACUGCCAUUGCAACUUGGAUUUGUUUGUUUUUCUCUUUCUCCCUCCACAUGACUUCACGCCCUCAUCCCCAACCAGAAACCUAAGAUACUCAAUCCCUAUCUCUAUCACUGCCGACCGAAAGCAAAAUAAUUCUGAAUUAUGACUGGUUUAAAAAAAUUAAAAAAAACAUUACAUGCAGUUCAAACAAAAUCAAUGCAAGUCUUUGGAAAUUGUGUAACUAGGGUCUUGUUUUGCACAGUGGAUCGGGGUAUAAUUCACCACUGGCCAGCCAGUGCGAUUUAUUUUUUUUCCUUUCUAAACAAAAAUAAAUUUUUCUUCCUCUACAAGUUUAUUGUAAAUGAUGUAAAAUUUUAAAUAUGUGAUAUUUUGUACAUCUCACUGUAUCUCAAAUAGUUGUGUAUUUAUCAGAGACUACUGUAACUCUUUUAUGGCACUUGUUUUUUCAUGUAUAUUUAUUUUACUUUUGUCUUCUGAUUAAUCCGUGUUCUGUAUGUGGAAAAGUCUGAAAGUAAAGUGUUUGUUUUCUACA